This is a messenger RNA of Rhodotorula toruloides NP11, 3558 nucleotides long. RefSeq names its product ubiquitin-protein ligase E3 C. Gene Ontology annotation, biological process: protein polyubiquitination; ubiquitin-dependent protein catabolic process. NCBI's taxonomy places the organism in Eukaryota, Fungi, Basidiomycota, Microbotryomycetes, Sporidiobolales, Sporidiobolaceae. The coding region runs from base 1 to 3558 and encodes 1185 amino acids. The transcript has 13 exons. Gene Ontology annotation, molecular function: protein binding; ubiquitin protein ligase activity. The record is from RefSeq and is a predicted model, not a curated record.
AUGGACAGCCUGUUCACGGGAUCGGCCCGCGCACGACCACAGAUCAACCUCGGCGGACGACAAGGCGACUCGAACCAACCGGCAUCGCACCUCGACCUCGUCCAGCGCGCGAGGCAGGAGCGCGAGCAGCGCGAGAGGGACAGGAAGAAGGCGGCGGCGGCGCUGUCGAUUCAGGCGUUCUAUCGAGGCAGGAAAGCUGCUCGACAGGCGCGCUCCGGCUUUCGCUCGCAGUUCGACGUCCUCAUUCCCGUUUCGACACCCGCGAACGCUCCUCCUCCUUCUGCGGACAAGGUCCUUGCUGCGUCUCGUCUCCUGGCUAUUGCGUACUCUCCGGGUGAUAAGGAGGACGUCAAGAGGCUCGCGGCAUGGAGCAGGACGGUGUUGAAGACGGCGCAGGGCGGGACAGACAAGACGCCGCUCCUCUUCUCGUUGUAUCGCGUCGAUGCGGAGAGCUGGGUAACGCUGAGUCGGAUGAUCGGGACUCUGCUGUUCACCGAAGCGACCGCAUCUCCUUUACUCCCUCAAUCUCCACUCUUUCUCGAGAUCGCCAAGAUUCUCGCUGAUCCCGCCUCGUACGCCAAGUGGAAGGCGCUGGCGCAAGUACCGAGGGACGGCUUGCUCGCGUACUUGCUCGAGCAGAAGGCGUUUUAUCCUCGGCUUGGGCAGGCGAUCGCCUCUAUCCCGCCCGAACAGCGCUCCCAUCCCUCCCUUUCGGCACUCAUCUCGCUCUCGCUUCUCCCUCUUCGCGCGUACCCUCCACCUGCAUCAACGACACACGCUACAUCUCCCCAGCGUGCCGCCGCUCUCCUCUCUUGCGCACUCUCGAUCCUCACCGUUCCUCUCUUGAUACCCCACCGACUCUCGCCCGCCCUCCUUACGACCCUCACCACAUCCGUCCCCUACUGGGACCUCCUCGCCUCUCUCACAUCCGACGUCGCGCUCCCUCAGCUCGCAGCUCUGUCAGAAGGAGAAACGGCAGUCUUGCUGGCGCAUGUCGUCGAGCUGGGCAAGGCGCGGCUCAAUACCACGACGAAGGGUGCGGGAGGCGUGGAAAACGGGAAACAGGCAUUGGCGUACCUGGAGUGUGUGAGGGGGUUGUUGACGAGGUUGCCGGUUGGGGUGUUUGAGGAGUCGGGCAGGAAGAAGGACAAAGGGAAGGAGCGCGCGAGAUCGAUCGAGGAGGACGGUGGCGACGAUUCGGAUGUGGAUGAGGAGGAGGUAGAACGUGCGAGGGUGGCGGUCGGGACGUCGAGGGACAGGGACGACGAGGGCGAUGCGAUCAUGUCGCCUGCUCCGCCAUCCGUCCCUGCCAUUCCCGCCCGCCUCAAUCUCGACUCGCGCGUUCGCGCGUCUCUCCUCCACAUCGCCUCGCCCGCGCAUGUGGCAACGGUCCUCGCUCUCUCGAACCGCUACUCCGCCUCGACCCGCCCAGCUUUGAGCGGCCUCCUCGUCACCCUUCUCGCGCACCUCUCGUCACCCUCGCUCACUCUCUCGACGGCCCCUUCCUCUUCCUCUUCGCCUUCCUCGCAUAGUCCAUCCCUCCGCGACCAAACCCUCAACGCCCUCCUCUACUCCCCCUCCGCGUCGGGCCUCCUUCGCGAACUCUACCGCGGCUACAUCCGCUCCUCGCCCCUCGGCCGCACCCUCUCCUCCGCCAAGCGCGAGAAGAGCGGCGUCGUUCUCUCCGCCCUCGCAGACGAGAGGUACAAGGACGAAUGGCCGGUCCUGGUGCUCGCGCUCGAAAUGUUCAGCAGAAGUCUCGUUACGAUGGGCGACGACGAGUUCUACUCCAGUGCAGGAGGCGCGUUCGGAGGAGCCGCAACAGGCGGGGCAAAGUCGAGGAACCCGCUCACGCUCGACGAAGUCAUCGGACUGAGCGGGAUGAUUCGGAAUGCUGCAUUCGCGAUGUAUUGGCAGGACGACGGGACGGCCGCAUCGAGCGGGCCGGGAGCGGACAUGGUCGUCGGGACGGGCGGAUGGAAGAGGGAGGACGUCAGGGCUUUGAUGACGAGGUUCUUGCAGCAGGUUCACGCGAGGGAUUCGAGAAGGCAGUUCACGCCCGAGGGACACUGGCAUAUGACCGGUGCGAUAGACAUGCGCAGCUUUGUCGAGACGGCAGUCUAUGAGGACAACCGCCUCGACAACGAGGGCGAAGGACCGGACGACCAGCCCGCUCUGCAUGGCCCGAUCUCGCCUGAGGACGAAGAGGACCAUUACGCCAAUAACGACUUCCGACGACGUUUGGGAAUGCGGGGUCAGAUCCACAGGUCCGCUCGCGGUCAGCCCGCACCGCGCACCCGCUCCUCCGUCCUCUCGAAGCGCCAGCUCGCCCUCAUCUCGCCUCGCCUCGGUAUCCUCAACAACAUCCCCUUCGUCGUACCUUUCGAGACGCGCGUCGCCAUCUUCCGCCAAUUCAUCGACAAAGACUUUGCGAAGCUUGGUUUGGGCGACGCGACUUCGUAUGCGGCGAGGUCGAGGCACAGGGCCGUGGUCAGGCGGACGCACCUUGCCGAGGACGCUUACACGCACAUGAAUGGGCUCGGACCGGAGCUGAAGAAGCGCAUCGAGAUCGUCUUUAUCGACGAGCACGGGAUGGAGGAGAGCGGCAUCGAUGGUGGUGGCCUGUUCAAGGAGCUCCUGACGAGCCUCUCGAAGGAAGUCUUCGACACGAACCGCGGAUUGUGGCUCGCGACGUCCGAGCAGGAGAUCUACCCGAAUCCGCAUGCGUAUGCCAAGGAAUCGACGCAGCUCUCGUGGUUCACGUUCGUCGGCAGGAUCCUCGGCAAGGCCAUCUACUCGGGCAUCCUUGUCAACGUCAAGUUUGCCAACUUCUUCCUUGCGAAGUGGCUUGGACGGCAGAGCUACCUCGACGAUCUCGCUUCUCUCGACCCGGAGCUGUACAACGGCUUGCUCAAGCUGAAGAAUUACCCCGGCAAUGUUGAGGAGGACCUCGCGCUCAACUUUACCAUCACCGAAGAAGACUUUGGCGUCUCCCGCUCGAUCGACCUCAUCCCCGGCGGUUCCGAGAUCCCCGUCACGAACGACAACCGCAUGCAGUACAUCGUUCUCGUCAGCAACUACCGCCUCAACGUUCAGAUCGCGCCGCAAUGCCGCGCGUUCUACCAGGGCUUGUUCGAGAUCAUCAACCCGCGCUGGCUGCACAUGUUCAACCAGUCCGAGCUGGCAGUCCUUGUCGGCGGCACGGAGGAGGCCAUCGACAUCGAGGAUCUCAAGGCCAACACCGUCUACAGCGGCUUCGCCGAGGAGGAGAACACGCCGACCAUCCGCGCCUUCUGGGACGUCGUCGAGUCGUUCGACAAGGACCAGCGCGCCAAGCUCGUCAAGUUUGUCACGUCGUGCGAGCGCCCACCCCUCCUCGGCUUUGGGCAGCUCAACCCGAAGUUCGCGAUCCGCAACGCUGGCGGUGACCAGACGAGGUUGCCCACGAGCGCGACCUGCGUCAACCUUCUCAAGCUACCGGACUACCAGGACCCGAACAACCUGCGCGAGAAGCUCAUCUAUGCGAUCAAUUCGGGCGCCGGCUUCGACCUUUCCUGA